AAAGUAAGGUUUUCGAUGGCAAUGGCAUACGAAAACCCUCCUUCGGUUCCAAUCUCUGAUCCUGAAGCACAGGAAAUCACUCCAACGCCUGCUGCUUCCACCGGCGCACCAGCCAAAGGUUAUUCAGCCAAAGAGGUGGCGAACAAAGUGAAGAACAACUUUGUUUUUCAUUCAAAAUGGGGUGAACUGAACGGUGCCAUGGGUGAUCUUGGUACCUAUAUACCAAUAGUGUUGGCCUUGACCCUUGCUAGGGACCUCAACCUUGGCACCACACUCAUCUUCACAGGUGUCUACAACAUCAUCACCGGAGCCAUCUAUGGCGUCCCCAUGCCAGUCCAGCCCAUGAAAUCCAUUGCUGCUCAGGCCUUGUCGGACCAAACGUUCGGCGUGCCGGAGAUCAUGGCUGCCGGUAUAUUGACCGGUGGGGUGCUGUUUGUUCUGGGUGUGACAGGGUUGAUGCGGCUUGUGUACAUGUUCAUUCCUCUGUGUGUUGUGAGGGGAAUUCAGCUGGCACAAGGCUUGUCUUUUGCUCUGACAGCAGUUAAGUAUGUGAGGAAAAUUCAGGACUUGCCAAAGAGUAAAUCUUUGGGUGAUAGACACUGGUUUGGGUUGGAUGGGCUGGUUUUGGCUAUUGUGUGUUUGUGUUUCAUUGUGAUUGUGAAUGGGGCUGGGGAGAAGAAUAGAGGGUGCUGUGAUGGUGUGCAAGGUGAUGAUUUGGGUGGUGGCCAAAAGAGGGAUGAGGUUGCAACAAGAAGCAAGACAAGCAAGGUGAGAAGGGUUAUUUUCUCACUACCUUCUGCUUUCAUGGUGUUUGUGUUGGGGGUUGUUUUGGCCUUUGUGAGAAGGCAUGAGGUUGUGCAUGAGAUAAAGUUUGGACCAUCAUCAAUAGAGGUGGUGAAGUUUUCUAAGCAUGCAUGGAAGAGAGGGUUUGUGAAGGGUGCAAUUCCUCAACUUCCAUUGUCAAUUUUGAACUCUGUGGUGGCUGUUUGUAAGUUGUCAUCAGAUUUGUUCCCAGGGAGGGAUUUCUCAGUGACUUCAUUGUCAGUGACAGUGGGGUUGAUGAACUUGGUAGGAAGUUGGUUUGGUGCAAUGCCAAGUUGCCAUGGUGCUGGUGGACUUGCUGGGCAGUACAAGUUUGGUGGUAGGAGUGGUGCUUGUGUGGCACUUCUUGGUGUUGCAAAACUGGCCUUGGGGUUGGUGUUGGGAAGCUCUUUGGCACACAUUUUAAGGCAAUUUCCAGUGGGAAUAUUAGGGGUCUUGCUACUGUUUGCUGGAAUAGAACUAGCCAUGUGUUGUAGGGACAUGAACACAAAGGAAGAUUCCUUUGUGAUGCUUAUUUGCACUGCAGUUUCACUUGUGGGAUCAAGUGCAGCUCUUGGCUUUUUGUGUGGAAUGAUUAUUUAUGUCCUUCUUAGGUUGAGGAAUUGGUCAAGAGACAAACCACUUUCUGCUAUUUGGAUGCAGAAAAGUCCCCAGCAAGUCUGAACAAAAUCACUAUUUCUUACUUGCUUAAUCAGUGCUUUUAAUUUCUCUGUAAUUAAUGACAGUAAAUUUGUAUAUGGCCUGUUAUUUGAAAGUUUUUUCUGCACUAAGUUUGUUUUAAUUUGCUGGUUUGGUUUGUAAAGGUCUAAAGACAUUAUUAUUAUGGUAGUUGUAGUUGAAAAGAGAGUGAAACAUAGUUGGUAGGAACUUCAGUUGUUGGUUUUUGGUUUUUUGUAUGUAAUUUUGAGUGAAUUGCUGUCAAGAAAUUGGGUUUAUUUAUGUAAUAAAUGAUGUAAUUGGAAAACAUUAACAGUGUAGACUUUUACACUGUUAUCCAAUUAUGAAUUGUGUGAAAAUAUUGAUAA
This is a messenger RNA of Vigna angularis (adzuki bean), 1847 nucleotides long. Its product is annotated as molybdate transporter 1. The record is from RefSeq and is a predicted model, not a curated record. Bases 16 to 1485 code for a protein of 489 amino acids. Gene Ontology annotation, biological process: molybdate ion transport. NCBI's taxonomy places the organism in Eukaryota, Viridiplantae, Streptophyta, Magnoliopsida, Fabales, Fabaceae. The transcript has a single exon. Gene Ontology annotation, molecular function: molybdate ion transmembrane transporter activity.